UUUCAAUUCGUUCUCAAAUGUAAAUAAAUCAAAGGAAAAGACGAGACACUACAUACCCUGGUUCGAUUCCAGGCUGUAUCACAACCGGCCGUGAUUGGGAGUCCCAUAGGGCGGCGCACAAUUGGCCUAGCGUCCUCCGGGUUAGGCCGUCUUUGUAAAUAAUAAUUAGUUCUUAAUUUGUUGCCUAGUUAAAUAAACAUCGCUCUGGAUGGCAGUGUUGUACCUCUUUAUCCUCCACGGGCAUGGGUGGCGAUGUUUUCCCCCGAUUCGAGGAUGUAACGUUAAAUGUGUCGGGAACUCUCAGGAAAUGUUUUGUCUUCAUUUUAAAAUCUUAAUACAUUUGCCAUGUUACUUAAAAGCAAGUUAUUCCAAAUGUCAACAGCGAAGUAACAUCAUGUGUUGCACCAGCUUUCUAGACGAGCAAACAUGAAAUUAAACUACUGUGUACAGCUGGUUACUGUAACGGUAGCUAGCUACUAAGCUAACGUGAAGAGGUCUAACGUUAGUAGUUAGCUAGGCUAGCCACUUUGGACAUUCAUACAACGUGUGCCCAUCAGGUUCACGGGAGAUGAAGGUUAAAAUCAAGCAGUGGAACGGCGUGGCAUCCUGGCUGUGGAUGGCCAAUGAUGAGAACUGUGGGAUCUGCAGGAUGUCUUUUAAUGGCUGCUGCCCAGACUGUAAGGUUCCUGGAGAUGACUGCCCAUUGGUCUGGGGCCAGUGCUCCCACUGCUUCCACAUGCACUGCAUCCUCAAAUGGCUCAACUCCCAGCAGGUCCAGCAGCAGUGCCCCAUGUGUCGGCAGGAGUGGAAGUUCAAAGAAUGAGCUCAUCUGGAGAACAUCACUCGAAUGCCUUUCAAAUAGACUGAUGCGUCACAAUCAGAGGAUUCUAGUGUUUCGGAAUACACAUGUUUUUGUUGUACAUUUCCAGCUGCUUUUCUUUCUUCUCUGAGGCUGUCAUUGUUUGUAUUAUGUGGAGGGGUGGGUGAAUAAAUAUGUGAUUAGGAUUUAAUCUU
This is a messenger RNA of Oncorhynchus gorbuscha (pink salmon), 1014 nucleotides long. Its product is annotated as anaphase-promoting complex subunit 11. Gene Ontology annotation, cellular component: anaphase-promoting complex; nucleus. The coding region runs from base 569 to 823 and encodes 84 amino acids. The record is from RefSeq and is a predicted model, not a curated record. Gene Ontology annotation, molecular function: zinc ion binding; ubiquitin protein ligase activity; cullin family protein binding. Gene Ontology annotation, biological process: positive regulation of mitotic metaphase/anaphase transition; anaphase-promoting complex-dependent catabolic process; protein ubiquitination. Lineage: Eukaryota; Metazoa; Chordata; Actinopteri; Salmoniformes; Salmonidae. The transcript has 2 exons.